AUGGAAUUUCCAUUUAACUUAAAUAAAAUUUCUGCCUCGAGUACCAAAGUAUAUGUUGCUACUUUUGAUUUCGAGAUUGGAAUGAUCAUGGCAGCUGGUGAUGAUGAAUUUCUUUAUAUUGUUGCCUUUAAAGAUUCAAAAAAUGUUAAAGACAUUUUUGUAAAAGUAGCAAAAGAACUUUCAUGUGAAUUUGUAAAUAAAAAGAACAAGUUACUAGAGAAUUUCGAAGUACAAUUAAAAGAUUAUUUUGAUGGUAAACUCAAGAACUUCAGUAUACCUAUUAAAUUUUUUGGUACAGAUUUUCAAAAGAAGGUUUGGGAUUUGCUGUACAAACAAGAUUAUGGAACAACUCAGACUUACGGAGAUUUGGCAAAAGCAUUAGGGCGAUCUGGGAGCCAUGCUAGAGCAAUUGGUGCUGCAUGUGGGGCCAAUGGACAUAUAAUUGUUAUUCCAUGUCACAGGAUAGUUGCAUCAGGUUCAAAGGGAGGGUUCAGUAGUGGUGGUGACAGGAAAGAAUGGUUGUUACAUCAUGAACAUAAGUACAAUUAA
Pieris macdunnoughi is the source of this 549-nucleotide messenger RNA. The record is from the annotation of a GenBank genome assembly. NCBI's taxonomy places the organism in Eukaryota, Metazoa, Arthropoda, Insecta, Lepidoptera, Pieridae.